AAAUCAAUGGCUAGCACCAAACACCCAUAAGAACAUCCAAACGACUAAGAUCCAAAGCAUAGCGUUGGCGAGAUUACGAGCAGGCGAUAACUUACUCUUGCGGUCUGAACCGCACACUGGUAAGUCAUCAAGUGUGUUGCUACAUGCUUUACAGACUAGUUUGAAGAGAAUACCGCGUGUGCAGUCGAUGAGUAAACAUGCAGUUGAUUCUAUUAUUAUUGUGCCUACUGAUGAGAUUGUCGAAAAGUAUCACAGUUACACGGAAAUAUUGGUUAAGGGCAUGCCGGAAAAGUGUGUUCCCGAUACUAUUACAUUUACUGAAGAGCCAAAUGGCGAGGAUUUUCCUCCUUUUGAAGUUGAAAGAGUGCCCUUACUGGUUCAAUUCAUGUAUCACAACAGUGCACCUGCCACUGUGAGUUCUGCUACUGGUAACCCUCAAGUAUUGGUGACUACCUUGGACAAACUUCUACAGAUAUACGACAAUGAGGAGUCGCGUUCUGAUUUAGCAUCCGUCAAGUUCCUCGCAGUCGACAACCUGAGUUUAUUCUUCAAGUGUACUGACAUAAACGGAAUUUCGCUAAUCGGACAACGAGAAAACAAUGGACAUUUCUAUAAUCAUCUCACCUUACUAAUCAACAAUCUUCAACAAUUGAAAGCAAGAACUUUGUACAAAGAAACAGUGACCCGAUUGGAAUUAGUCGAGCAUGAAUAUCACCGUAAUCAUGACGUAACUAACACCAAGAAUCAUACCAAGCUAGUAAUGGCUAAAGAUCCAACAUUUGCCGAUCCAGGAUUGUACAAACGGUUAUCGUGGGAAUUGGACUUUCUCAACAAUCAAGAGAUUCAGUUUUGUUUCACAAUGACUCCAGAACAUGUACAUAAACUGAUCAUAACCAUGAACCAAAAUGAGAAACUCAAACAAGAAAUCGAAAGUCUUAAAUUGAAUGGGGAGUUUGAACAAGUGGAAACUCUCGAAAAAUCACUUGCUAAACGCCAAUCGAGAAAUGAUACUUAUGUGGGCAUAUUCAGUGAUAUACUAAACUACGAGUACCAGUAUCAAGAUGUUUAUAAACCUAGAAGGUUUAAAACAUCUGGUACAUUCCCAUUAUCUUCUAAAAAACUCACGGGAUACUUUACCAUGCUCAAGGGGGAAGAGCUAAUUGAGUACGAGUUCGUCCACAACCUUCCACAGUCUCAUGAAGUGAGAGAAUUACUUGAAUUGGCAUCUAGAAGGUCAUUAAAAUCAACCACAAAACAGUACCUUCACAAAAGAAAGCCCAAGUCUAUAAGCCACUUUAACAAUUUGAUUUUUAAGAUCAUGGCAAGAUUGAGUGAGAUCAACAGUGAACCAGCCAUAAUUGUUGUCCCCACUUAUAUAGACACCCAACAGCUUGUCAAUCAACUAGGCGAGUCAUAUACCGAAUAUAACACAACAAGCGUGACCAAAAACAUAGUGAUGACAGCCAAACAAUUCAUCGGUGUAGAUGUUCAAACACACAACGUGAUAAUUGCUGAUAUCGAUAGUUUAAUCCAUCAAACUGCAUUAACUUCAGGAUCUUCAGAAAAUCAUGAAAAGAUUCCUGGAAUUGAAGAUCCAUACGGUGAUUUGUUUUAUUCGUUUGUUUGGAAAUUACUAGCUACUCAAGAACAACCAAAUAUUAUCUUUGGAUUAAGUAGUAAAGAUGAAGAGAGUAUUAGACAAUUGUUUUCGUUUAACAAUGUUUCCAGUGUUAUUGAAGUAAAUAGAUUUAUUGAGUAGUCCUAGCAUAUGUACAUAGUUGAAGGCAUUUCAAUAAAUUCAUAAAUAGUAUACAAUUAAUGUUUUAUGCAGCAGCAGGAGCAUACUUUGUAUGUUGCUCGAGAUUGAAAUUAGCAUGUUCUUCAGGUUUAACAGCAGCGAACCCUAACUUGCUCUGCCCAGUAACCUUCUCGGGUUCACUACUCUCUAAAGUAUUAUAAAAUUGAAGAACCUUUGGAUGAGAUUUGACGCGAGAAGGAUCAAAGUUCAAUACUUGCAACCCUUCUCUUGAUACAGCUCUAGAUAGUGCAACAUAAGAUUGCCCAGUCUCAAACACCCUCUUCAAAUCAACUUUGACCUUUUGCAAUGUUUGCCCCUGUGAUUUGUGAAUAGAUAACGACCACGCCAACAUUAAUGGAAUUUGUUCUCGGACAACAAGGAUAUUUUCUUGAUCAUCUUCCAUAGUCCACUUUUCCGGCUCAAUCACUACUGUUCUGGUGUUUAUUCCAUCAGGAAGGAGGAACCUAACAAUGGGACAUAACUCAGAUUGCUCAGAUGGGUUAUCAUGAAAAACCCGGGACAUUUUCCGUUUCCUGUCCGAGUUUGCUUCUUCAGCAGCAGCACCACCACCACCACCACCACCGCCUGCUCCUCCUCCCCC
Spathaspora passalidarum NRRL Y-27907 is the source of this 2399-nucleotide messenger RNA. RefSeq lists its product as uncharacterized. Bases 188 to 1759 code for a protein of 523 amino acids. NCBI's taxonomy places the organism in Eukaryota, Fungi, Ascomycota, Pichiomycetes, Serinales, Debaryomycetaceae. The record is from RefSeq and is a predicted model, not a curated record. The transcript has a single exon.